GGUGGAGCCCAUGCCCGUCAGUCCCUGAAUUGGGGCCGCCGCCGCCGCGGUAGGAGGGAGGAGGCAGUGGGGACCUCUCCGGGAGCUCCUCCCUCGCCGCCGCCCGCAGCAUCUCCAUGGCCGCUGUGGUUCCCGGCGUGGUUACCCCCGCCGUGCUGCUGCAUGUGCUGACGAAGGGGGAGGCGGUGGCCGUCGAGGCCGGGCCUGGAGGCUCAGGACCCCCGCCUCCCUGAGAAGGAGCCGAAAUGGCAGUGCCGGCCGCGCAGGUGAUACUUUGACCUUCCUGAAACUGUUCCUGAAUACUUUUUGAAUGGACAUCCCUGCAACUCUCAAACUGCCUGAGAUGGCAAGUCCGGCGAUCAGCCCUGACUCUUCUUCCCAUGAAGCACUGUCCUCUGUCAACUCCAUGCCUGCCUGCUCCCCCACUUCUGAUUCUGAGAAUCUGAGCCCAGAUGAGUUGGAGCUAUUGGCAAAGCUUGAAGAACAAAACAGGCUUCUGGAAGCAGAUUCCAAAUCUUUGCGCUCCAUGAAUGGCUCUCGAAGGAACAGUGGAUCCUCUUUGGUCUCAAGCUCUUCUGCCUCAUCCAAUUUGAGCCAUCUUGAAGAGGAUACUUGGAUCCUGUGGGGUAGGAUUGUAAAUGAAUGGGAAGAAUGGCGGAAAAAGAAAGAAAAAUUGCUCAGGGAGCUUAUAAGAAAAGGAAUCCCCCACCACUUCCGAGCCAUUGUUUGGCAGCUUCUGUGCAGUGCUACAGACAUGCCAGUGAAGAACCAGUAUUCAGAGUUGUUAAAGAUGUCUUCUCCUUGUGAAAAGCUGAUCAGGAGGGAUAUUGCUAGGACGUACCCAGAGCAUGAGUUUUUCAAGGGACAGGACAGUCUGGGCCAAGAGGUCCUCUUCAAUGUUAUGAAGGCUUACUCUCUAGUAGACCGUGAGGUUGGGUACUGCCAGGGAAGCGCAUUCAUCGUUGGACUGCUCCUGAUGCAGAUGCCUGAAGAAGAGGCCUUCUGUGUGUUUGUCCGGCUGAUGCAAGAGUACAGAUUACGAGAACUAUUCAAACCCACUAUGGCUGAGCUAGGACUCUGUAUCUACCAGUUUGAGUACAUGCUGCAGGAGCAGCUGCCUGAACUGAAUAUCCACUUCCGUUCCCAAAGUUUCCUUACCUCUAUGUAUGCAUCAUCUUGGUUUCUUACUCUCUUCCUCACCACCUUUCCUCUGCCUGUGGCCACUCGAGUGUUUGACAUCUUCAUGUAUGAGGGACUGGAAAUAAUCUUCCGUGUGGGGAUGGCUCUUCUGCAAUUCAACCAGGCUGAACUGAUGCAACUGGACAUGGAGGGGAUGUCACAGUUUUUCCAGAAGGUGAUUCCUCAUCAGUUUGACAGCUGUCCUGAUAAGCUAAUACUUAAGGCCUACCAGGUCAAAUACAACCCUAAGAAAAUGAAGAGACUAGAGAAGGAGUAUACAGCGAUCAAAAACAGAGAGAUGGAAGAACAGAUUGAAAUCAAGAGGCUCCGUACUGAGAAUCGCCUUCUGAAACAGCGAAUUGAAACCCUGGAGAAGGAGAGUGCUGCCUUGGCAGAUAGAUUGAUCCAGGGCCAAGUUACCCGUGCACAAGAGGCUGAAGAGAACUACAUCAUCAAGCGGGAGCUAGCAGUGGUUAAGCAGCAGUGCUGUUCAGCAACAGAGAACUUGCAGAAGGCCCAAAGUACUAUUCGGCAAAUGCAGGACCAACAGGGAAAUCCCCGCUUCUCUGAGGAGUUUGUGAGUCACCUGGAAACAGAGCUAGAGCAGUCACGCCUGAGGGAGUCUGAGACUCUGAGUGCACUUAAAGAGAUGCAGGACAAAGUGUUGGACAUGGAGAAGAAGAACAGCUUGCUUCCUGAUGAAAACAAUGUGGCCCGCCUGCAGGAAGAACUGAAGGCUAUGAAAGUGCGGGAGUCUGAGGCUCUGAAGUCCUUUAGGGAGCUGCAGCAGCAAGUGAAGGAGCUCAAUGACAACUGGCAGGCCCACCUGAGCCGGACAGGUGGGCGAUGGAAGGACUCUCCUCGCAAGAACACUAUGAAUGACCUCCAAGAUGAAUUGAUGAGCCUCCGUCUGCGUGAGACGCAGGCUCAAGCUGAAGUCCGGGAGCUGCGCCAGAGGGUGGUGGAGCUUGAAACCCAGGAUCAAAUCAACAGCAACCAUUUAAACCGGAUGGAGCAGGAAUGUGCUGGGCUGCAUGAAAAGGUCCAGUACCUCACCGCCCAGAACAAGGGGCUGCAGACCCAACUGAGUGAGACCAAGCGCAAGCACUCUGAAUCUGAAUGCAAGAGCAAAGAAGAGGUGAUGGCUGUGCGUCUGCGAGAAGCUGAUAGCAUGGCUGCAGUGGCAGAGAUGCGGCAGCGGAUUGCUGAGCUGGAAAUCCAGAGGGAAGAGGGGAUGAUCCAGGGCCAGCUUAACAACUCUGACUCCUCCCAGUACAUUCGGGAACUCAAGGAUCAGAUUGAUGAGCUCAAGGCAGAGAUUCGGCUGAUGAAGGGACAGAAGCCUUUCGAGGACUCCAUGGGCUUUGAUGGUAUCCAUAUAGUGAGUCAUCUGGCGGUGGAUGAUGACUCGCUGCACUCUUCAGAUGAGGAGCUGCUGACCAGCCCCAUGGUGGUGGGUGCCCUGCAGGAUGUCUUGUAUCCACUGUCUCCCCAUAACACUCACUUUCUACGGGGUGCUGAGAGCUCGGGUAAGGAGAGUGAUGGCACUACAGAUAGCGAUCCAGAUGACCCUGCCUCCACUACCGAGCCCAAUGGUGAGAUCAUCUUUGCCGAAGCCCUGGGCAAAUGAGGAGAGAUGCUGCCAUCCUCAACUCUGUCUGGAAGGGACUUGGUCCCUCUGGCCAUGCUAUAUUGAAGGUUUGGAGGUCAUACACAGAUCAUAUGAGAUGGAACAGAGGCUCUCUACUCAGGGCUCUACUGUGCCCUUGAGAUGGCAUGAGGGACAGACCGUCCUACAGCUGGCCUGCAUUACAAUGGACUCUAUCUCUGUUGAUCAUCAUCUGCACUGCCUUUUUUCAGCUCACUGAUAGCUCAAAUCCAUGUAUUGCCCUUACUCACCCCCCAUCGUUGCACCACCCUUUUUCUCUCCUAUACACAAAAGGGUUGUACACUCAAGGACUUUGAAGGGACAGCAGAAUCAACCAGGCCACAGGUUCUAUAAAAUGCAGUCCAGUACUAAUCAACCUCUGCCUCCUUGCUGUGCUUGGAGAGGUAAGAGGGGUCUGUCUUCCUUUUAUUUAUAUGUGAUUUUCUACCCUGCUGUUCUGUGGAGAGUUAAGAAAAUUGGAUACCUCCACACUCCUUUGUGAUUUUCAGCCCAGGAAAGGACAGGAAAAGGUGUAUAGAGAGUGUUCUUCUGUUUCAAGAGAGAGAGAGAAAUUAUAUUUUUGUUCCUGUGUAUAUUAUUUAUUUAUACUGUGUAACUGCCAGUCCAUCUACCUUAGAGGAGCCUUGGCAUAAAGCUUUAAGUUCAGUUAUCUUGAGGGCUUUUAAGGAGCAGCGAGAACUGCUUCUGUAGCGAAAGAUAUGACAUCUUUUCUAUUUAAUUGUGCCUCGUAAGGGAAGGAUUCCACUUGGUAUCUUCUAUGGCUUGUUUUGACAUUCUGUUCUGUUGCAACCCCAACAGGAGAUUUAAGUGCUGCCUUAAUCCAUAUGGUAAGUGGCAGUUCCUCUAAAAUUCCUUGCCCAGAAUUGAACGAAAUGAUGCCAGUUUCUUUCUUAAUGCCACCUUUAUGACUAUAUUUUCAAACACUGGUUCCUGUAAAGUUCCUACCAAUGCCUGGUUUGCUUCGGGUGGGUGGCAGUCCAUCAAAGCACACAGACUAUAGAUUUUAUUAAAGAAAGAAGGGUACAAUGCUAGAUCCUUCUUGAGUUUUGUUUCUGUUCAUCAUUUACAAGAUCAAUAUAAGUGGCUGAAUUUUCAGGCAUCUGAAAGAAUUUUUUUUUCUUGGAAAACAGCUAGCAUGUGGUGAGAUGGGAAUACUAUGGUGCGUGGACAUCUGAUCCUGCCCAGAUUUUUUUUUAAAUGGAAACACACAUAUUGUUGUAGUGGAACUGCACAUGAAGCAAACAUAAAUUCCCCAGCUCCAUGUUUGCCUCCUAACACUAAUUGGGGGUGGAUUGCAGGGGAGAUUCUGCGGGAGAAGUUUGUUUAAUCCUAUAUGUUCCUUCCCCUGUGACCUCUGCACAUACGUUUGCAAUCAGAAACACUUGAUUAACAUGUAACUCUACUCCAUAAAACAGCUCCUUGCAGAAACUGUCUUGGGGGUGGGGGUGGGGACUUCAGCUUCUCAACAAGGUUAGCAUGAGGGUUGCUGACAUACCCACACCAGCUGGGGAAAACCAAUGGAGCGAUACUUGGGUGAAAGGCAUGGUGCUGAUUUGUACCAGCCAAAGAUCACUCUGUAUUCAUUUUCAGUACAGGAUGAAGCCUGCUAGUUUGAUUCUUCCUCCUUCCCCUCUAACAGUGGAGCCUUUCUUUAAAAUCCAUAAAGCCCCUCUCGUGCAACAUUUUCUGUCCAAUGAUGAGGAGAUGGGGAGAGGUCAAGGAUGUACUGGUGUGAAAUAUUUUGUCUUGCAUGGUGUCUGAAUAAAGGCAUUGUUGCAAAUGAAUAUGACAUUAGGAGAUGGAGAGGGGUUCUGUCCACAAAAGAUGUAUGAAAGAGGUGGUGAAGGAUGUGGAAUUCUGAAGAUGUAACUGCCAAGGAGGUAGGCAGUUUCAUUAGACAAGAUCCCUGGUUAUUGUGGAUGUUCUCUGGACAGUUACAGUUAGUUUGCAAACUGGGAAGUGUUUCUGCUUAAUCGGAAGUAUUUGCUAAUCCACACGUACUUAGUUUUCAUCCUUCACUCAACACUGUUUCCUUACUCCAAGCAGUUACAAAUUGAUACUCCUUUUGAUUUUGCCUAACUUCUAAAACCUGCAACAAUCAUAUUUUAAAAUGUUUUGUAUCAGAUGCAUAGUCCUCUCUUUCUGAAACAGAUCUCCAUGCUUCUUCACUUGGCAUGGAUUUGCAAUAUAUUUAGUCCAUAGUGAAGGAGGAGUUCCUUUGAUUUUUUCCAUAUUUUAUUCUUCAUGUCUCUUAGCAACAGGCAAACUUUGUUGGUCAUUUUACUUCCCACAUCCUGGACUCCUCUAAUAAGGUUAGACCAGCAUUUGCACUGCAGAAGCAGGGAGGACAAACCUGCACCCGCUUAAGCCCAGCCUAUCAUAUGGGUGGUCUUGAAGUAUUAUGUAUGUAUUUCUAUGAAUAUGCCUGAGGAAAAGGCUCCAGUUUGGAAUAACGUUGCAUAUUUUAAUAGGUGUAUUCUCUAUACACAUGCUGUACUGUAUUGCCAAAUUUCUGUGAUUUACCCCAUCAUUUUUCAGUCUCCCCCAGAUCAGCAGCAUAAUAUGCAAUCCAAAUGAGAGUUCAGCCCACACUCUUACUCUGAUCUCCUUGUGUCAGUCUGAUUUUUUUGCUAGCAGUGGGCACAUGUUUGCAGUUUUGGAUGGCUUGUGAAACUGUUUGCCAGUUUGUAUUUAUUUUUAUUUAUUUAUUUUAUUUUAUUUAUAAACCGCCCUUAGCCAAAGGCUCCCUGGGCAGUGUACAACAUAAAAUAAUACAAUAAAUUAACAAUCACAAAAUAUAAAAUACAAAUAUAUAACAACAAUAAAAUAAAUUAGAAAGACCAAAACAUUAAAACGUAUUUAAAAUACAUUAAAAUGCCUGGGAGAAUAGGAAGGUUUUAACCUGGCGCCGAAAGGAUAUCAACGUAGGCGCCAGGCGUACCUCCUCGGGGAGACUAUUCCACAUCAUAAUUCCUAGCAGUUGUUGUUUGUGUAGUGCUACCUGAAUGCUUGCUGCCUCCAAGAUUACAUGUUAGGAAGAUCUUUAAUCGCUGCUGUUUCUAAAUCUGGAGUAAACCCCAUUGACUUUAGUGUUCUUUCAAAUUUAUAUUGGAGUAAAUGGGAGAAGAAUAUGUUCGUUAGAAUCAAAUCCAAACUGCUUCUUCAGCCUGUUUUUGUCAGGGUUUGGGAUUUGUUUUUAAUGUGACAUUCACGCAGACAUGCAGGCCAUACUCUAGGCUUGUUCUGGCAUGACUCUUACUGAAGUGACAUUUGUAACACUUGAUCUACUGUACAUUAAUAAUUCACAUUUUUGCCACCUUGUUGCAAUGUUUGAGACUAUGGCAGUAGAACAGUGCAAUGCAUUUUACCAAAGGUUUCCACAAAGUUUAACCCCAACUGCUUCUGUACCUGCAAAUACACAGAAGUUUGGAGGAAACUGUUACGUUUUCCCUUCCAUAUCGGAAGGUAACAUAAACCACAGUACAUUCGAAAUGUGUGGUGUCGCCCAGAGUUGUCUGAUCUCCAAGACUAGAUGCAUGCAACAACAGAGAGAAAAAGGACAAGCGCUCCAGCAGGGACUAUGUAUUUAUAUCCUUCUGAAGCGCAGGGUUGGAUAACAUAUGAUGAAACUUAAAAAAAAAAAGUAGUUUAUUCCUAAUUAAAGCCUAAUUUCACUCCUUGGUACCAUGGAAUGAAACGUAUUUGGUGCAAGGACCAUUCUAAUUUUGCCAUGAUUCAUAACAAAGCACAAGGUACCCUACUUAUUCAAGUUGGCAUAGCUUGUUUUUUCUCAAGCCCCAGUGAACUGAAUAACAUCAGGUCACAUUAUACCUGAUAACAUUGAAGUAGCUUACUUCUCAGGCAAAUUUACUUUAGUUCAUUUUUUAAAUCCUUUUAAAUCAAGCUAACAAAAAAGUAUAGCAUGAAUUCUAAUUUACACAAGGGAUUUGCCUGUUUGUUCUAAUCGUUGGCUAAACGGGCACUUCUGUAUUUUGGGGGCUCCUGAGAUGGAGAAUUGUGUACUAGAAGUGCUGGCCUUCUGCAUACUGGCCAUACACAUACAUACUACAAGCUUCUGCCAGGGCAUAGGAGAAGAUCUGCGGCUAGCCAGUCUGGCUAUACACAACCCUCUCUUAGCAUCAUUGUACUUGUGGCUUGGGGUAAGGGCUUUCUGCCCAUCCAGAUCCCUUUAGUUAGUAGGAGUUUCUCUGGGCAUCAGCAUGAGACAUAAAAUGGCCAAGCCGUCUCCUCUGCCCCCUGCCACCUUCACAGUUGUGCUUCAGUAUUUUUAUUAUUACUGUGUCUUAUAGCACUAAAUAUGGUGAAUGGAAUUGAAAGGAUGAAGCCAAUUCUUACAUGCAGUGACUCUUACAAGCUAUCCUCCCCUGCAUUUCCCAUUUUUCAGCUAUUCUUUAGCUGUUUGUUCUUUUCCAAACAAAGGUGCCAAAUACUUCAGCCCACUCAGUGCUCUGGAGUAUGGGUAGCUCCCAUAUGUACCCAGAAUGGUAGGAACCUGGUGAGAAAAGGCAAUGUGCCUUGCAUACAGAGCACUCACAGAUGCAUGCCUGUUUCUGCCCAAAAAUACAUUUGCACAGACUUUUCCUCCUCUCUGGGCUACACCUGUGCUCCUCCAGUAUUUUUGAUAGCAGAGGGUUGUCAGGAAUCUGACCACCUGUGCACCAUAGGCUGCAGAUUCCUAUACCAUCAGCAAAUGGUGGCGUCACCUAUGUGGCAACACCAAUAUCCUAGAGCAGGCUUUUAUGUCUGGCUCCAGUCUGUUCUCCUGGGUAGGAUAGGCUGGAGGCAGCGCCUUGUCUGUGAUCUUUGCUUGCUAUCGCCAUGGUUCAAUUUGCACUUUACUAGUUACUCUUUCCCUUCAUCAUCAAGGGAAAACAAUGUGGUGCUGUGUUUAGAGUGGGGUUGGGACUCUGUUCUCGUACCAUCUCUAACACUUAAUUUCUACUUGUUCUCUAGCUUGGAUGCCUCCAUUCCCUUCUUGAAUGCCACAGCUUCCCAUUCUACAGAAGCAGGAGAGGCUGAGCAUACUACUGUGAAGAAAACAUGUGGCACAUUGUUAAUUAGACUGUAUAGGACUUAGCUUUCCAUACUAGGCCCCAAUGUGCAAGUUGCCAAGAUGGUAUUCUGCAGGGGACAGAGUAGAAUGGGAAUCCGAGGUUGAGGAAAUGGCAGUGUAUUCUCCAAGACCUAGCUUGUUUAGUCUCUGAUCACUGAACCGAGAAAAAUGAGGGCAUUUUAAAAGUAGCAGAGCUAAAUUAAGAGUACUAGCGCUGCCCACCAUGUGAGUGUUUAUUUUUUGUCCUGGAGAAAUUGGUAAUAGGCUCAGUCUGGUUAAGCUUGAAAUUUGGAAAAAGAGAGUGCUGGUGGGCACCUGUUGGUUAGCACCUGCAAAACUGCCAACAUGUACUGUCUCCUAAACUGUGUGCAAUGUUGUUGAUAAAUGUUUGCUUUUUUUUCCUCCUGGAAGAAAUUUUUUAUGCAUAACACACACGUGCCACUUUAUAAAGACCAAGCAAACUUGUCCUAGGGCAAGAGCAAGACCCACCUCCUCGGCAUAGAAAAACAAAUUUUAUUCCAACAUUAAAGCUGCUACUAUGUACGUUGAAAGCAAGUUGCAAAGCUGGAUUUCACAAAUGAAAAACCCACUAUGAGUACUCUUAGAAUGAAUGAUACAUCAGCCUUCACUCUCAGUUGUAACCCCUGCCCAAUAAGAACAAAUGAUCUUUCACUAUUACACAUGUCUAAAAAUGCAAAUAAUCAUGACCUCAGUGUGAGCUGAAAAUAUUACCUUGCUUGGGACCUGCACGGGCCAAGGCCCUGGCUAGUUGCACUAGCUCUCUUUCAUAUCUGUUGGUUUCCCUCCCCCACCACACACACAGAGCAUGGUGAUGAUAUUAUGAUGGAAGGGUGCUUUUAGUGGUACCAAAAUUAAGCUUGACCAGAAUAACUUUGCAGCAGAAAUUGCUGAGGAGGAAGAGCUUGCAGUAGAAGAAAUGUGCCUAGAGACAGGUUAGUUGACAGAAAGGAGCAAUGGACUAAGAAGACAGCAUAGAUGAGGAGCUUUGUUUAUGCUGAGAAAGACUAAAGUGGAUUAUACUACACUCUUUUCAGUAUUGGGUGGGGAAUAUAUGUAUAUGAAGAAAGUAUUAGUGGAGAUUGUAACUAUACAACCAUUAUGUUAAAGGCUGGCUACUAACUUUGGGGUAAAGGGGAGAGCAUCAGCCUCGCUCUGAAGACAGUGCCUGGAAAAUCCCAGAUCACCAUUUUUUCAAAACAAGACUUCUGGUGGGUGUAUAUAAAAUGUAAAAUAUUGUUGCUGUUUUGUGUGGUAGUUUCUGAAGUUCACUUAAAAAUCCAAGAUUACUCAAAGCCAGUGGGGACCAGUUUCCCAGCUGAUAUAAAGCAGCCACACUGCAUGGAGGCAGUGGUACAAACUUACCACACCUUUUAUGUUCAAAUCUGGCUCCCACUUGUGCCAGCUUGUGGAACAGGGUUAAAAUCAGAGAUUACAUGGUUGAAAGCCCCUAUAUGCUGUGCAGCUAGAGCAGUGCCACACAACUGGAUUUCCAAGAGGAAUGUGCACGUUGCAGUGUUAUUGCUUUCCAGGUUGGAAGGUGUCUUUCUCUCCUCGUAGCCCCAACUGUUCCUAAAAUCAUGUGUUUAGUGUAACUAUGUACCAGUGUACCCCCUCUGCUCCUCAAAACCCAAACGUCCAUUCUUUCCAGCUCAUACCCAUAUUAAAACAAAUACUAUUGUACAAAAUAAUAUAUGUACUUUCAAGAACAAAAUAAACUAUUUACACUGUCUUAAUAA
Molecule: messenger RNA, 9679 nt
Organism: Rhineura floridana
Lineage: Eukaryota; Metazoa; Chordata; Lepidosauria; Squamata; Rhineuridae
Gene: EVI5L
Product: ecotropic viral integration site 5 like
Exons: 20
Coding region: 311-2809 (832 amino acids)
Source: RefSeq, a predicted model, not a curated record